Podarcis raffonei (Aeolian wall lizard) is the source of this 1490-nucleotide messenger RNA. It is a transcript of the gene WNT5A, whose product is annotated as Wnt family member 5A. The transcript is spliced from 5 exons. The record is from RefSeq and is a predicted model, not a curated record. The coding region runs from base 16 to 1359 and encodes 447 amino acids. Gene Ontology annotation, molecular function: frizzled binding; cytokine activity. Gene Ontology annotation, biological process: cell fate commitment; neuron differentiation; canonical Wnt signaling pathway. Gene Ontology annotation, cellular component: extracellular region. NCBI's taxonomy places the organism in Eukaryota, Metazoa, Chordata, Lepidosauria, Squamata, Lacertidae.
AGCGUGGCCGGCUUUAUGGGGCAUGAACUCUCCACAUUCCUUCAAGGCGCUUCAGACUGCCGGGGAAAUAAAUCGGGCGCCGUCAGCGGCCCGUCACUAGACGCGCACCCCCCUCCGGCCUGUUCCCCCAAAUUCCUGCAGCCUUGUGUCAUGCUCUGCUCAGGGAGGAAGGCCGCUCCGCGGGGCUACGUUGGCCCUUGGCUUUCUCCCGAAAAGUCCAUGGGAACCUUAGUCCAAGGUGGAGCUCUGUGGACAGAGGCAAUGACUUCUAAGUACCUCUUUCUGAGUCUGGCCAUCUUCUCUUCACUUAUCCAAGUUGUGAUAGAAGCCAGCUCUUGGUGGUCUCUGGGUAUGAACCACAUGAACCCCAUGAACCCCGUUCAGAUGCCGGAGGUGUACAUCAUUGGAGCCCAGCCCCUUUGCAGCCAACUGGCCGGGCUCUCCCAAGGACAAAAGAAACUCUGCCACUUGUACCAGGACCACAUGCAGUACAUCGGAGAGGGUGCCAAGACGGGGAUCAAGGAAUGCCAGUAUCAGUUCCGCCACAGAAGAUGGAAUUGUAGCACUGUGGAUAACAACUCUGUUUUUGGCAGAGUCAUGCAGAUAGGCAGCCGGGAGACAGCCUUCACGUACGCAGUCAGUGCUGCUGGUGUGGUCAAUGCCAUGAGCCGGGCCUGCCGGGAGGGGGAACUCUCUUCCUGUGGCUGCAGCCGGGCUGCCAGGCCGAAAGAUUUACCUCGGGACUGGCUGUGGGGUGGCUGUGGGGACAACAUUGACUAUGGCUACCGCUUUGCCAAAGAGUUUGUGGAUGCCCGCGAGCGAGAGAGGAUCUACCAGAGAGGAACUUACGAAAGCGCCAGGAUCUUGAUGAAUCUGCAUAACAACGAAGCAGGGAGGAGAACGGUGUACAGCUUGGCGGACGUGGCCUGCAAGUGCCACGGGGUGUCCGGAUCGUGCAGCUUGAAGACCUGCUGGCUGCAGCUGGCUGACUUCCGCAAGGUUGGCGACGCCUUGAAGGAGAAAUACGACAGCGCGGCAGCCAUGAAGCUCAACCCCCGGGGCAAGCUGGUGCAAGUGAACAGCCGCUUUAACGCGCCCACCAUCCACGACCUGGUGUACAUAGACCCCAGCCCCGAUUACUGUGUGCGCAACGAGAGCACCGGCUCCUUGGGCACCCAGGGGCGCCUCUGCAACAAGACUUCGGAAGGCAUGGACGGCUGCGAACUAAUGUGCUGCGGCCGGGGCUACGACCAGUUCAAGACGGUGCAGACGGAGCGCUGUCACUGCAAGUUCCACUGGUGCUGCUACGUGAAAUGCAAGAAGUGCACAGAGAUUGUGGACCAGUUUGUCUGCAAAUAGAUGGGGAUGGGUGGGAAGAGCUUUUUUCCGGUCUACCAGCAGAGGGCAGUAGGGAGGGGGAGAGGUUGCCCCAAGAAGGUCUCCAUUCUUAUUUAUAGAGUCCAGCAGGUGCUUUCCUUGUUUGGAGAUUU